Molecule: messenger RNA, 5878 nt
Organism: Octopus bimaculoides (California two-spot octopus)
Lineage: Eukaryota; Metazoa; Mollusca; Cephalopoda; Octopoda; Octopodidae
Biological process (GO): regulation of transcription by RNA polymerase II
Molecular function (GO): DNA-binding transcription factor activity; RNA polymerase II cis-regulatory region sequence-specific DNA binding
Source: RefSeq, a predicted model, not a curated record
CAAAAAAGUUCAUUGUUAUCAAAAAAGUUCAUUGAACUAACAUGUGAAAAGUAUGUUGUGUUUAUUAAUAUCCGCAGCUCCGUUCACCUCAUAAUACUGUUACUUGAGUGAAAAAAAUAAAAAAGAAACAAAAAUUUGUGAUGACACUGAGAUGAUAAUUGCUAACUCAAGAUAUAUCAAGAAAUAUGUCACAUUUUGACAACGGAAGACUGACCUUAUCGAUAACACAACUGUUCUUAACAGCUUUAUUGGAGUUGCUGUGAAAUUUAAAUUAGGUUAUAAACAGUAAUAGAGACAUGAAAAUUCAGUUGAUUUAUGUGUAAUGUCAUUCAUAUCUGAGUAUAUCUUGAGAACUGAAGUCAGUUUACUUGCUGAAUUUUAGUUCCAAGAUUGAAAUCUUGGAAGAGAAACUCUUAAAUAAAAUAUCUUGAAACUGUUCCUUUAUGUCUGAAACAUUUUCAGACUUUGUCAAAUAUCACUUUUCACUCUAUGAAAAAAUGCAUUAUAAUACGGUAUUUGCUGAGAAGUUUUAAAAGUUUAUUAUUCUGCAUUAAGUAUUUGAAAAUAACAGAAUAUUUUACAAUAUUUAUAGAAGAAUUAUGGAGAAUAAACUGUGUGAGAGUCAAGUUUGUGAGCAAACACAUCCUGAACCUAGUGACCUACCUAAACAGACAUGUGUAAAUAAACAAAAGGAACCAUAUCGUUCAAACAUCAUUAAAAAGACAUUCACACAAUCUAAUGCUUUAUUUAAGCAAAAGUUACUUCAUACAAGCUCAAAGCUUAAAUAUUUUAAAAUUUAUAGUAAAACAAUUACUAAAAACAACUCUUUGUCUUUGCAUAAGAAUGUUCGGCAAGAAAAGAAAAUUUACCAAUGCAUAAUUUGUGGUAAAACUUUCUCUGACAGUGGUAAUUUGACCAAGCAUAAACGUAUUCAUACUGGUGAAAAACCAUACCACUGUGAUAUUUGUGGGAGAGCAUUCUCUCAGCAAGCUCAUUUGACUAAACACAAAUAUAUUCACUCAGGUGAGAAACCAUAUCACUGUGAUAUCUGUGGAAAAACAUUUUCACAAAAUGGUGAAUUGACUGUUCACAAACGUAUUCACACAGGAGAGAAACCGUAUCAGUGUGGUAUUUGUGCUAAAACAUUUUCCCGAAGUUCUGAUUUAAAUAGACACAAGUACAUUCAUUCAAGCGAAAAACCAUAUCACUGUGAUGUCUGUGGGAAAACAUUCUCACAAAGAGGAAGCAUGGUUAAACACAAGCGUACUCACACCGGUGAGAAACCAUACCAUUGUGAUAUCUGUGGAAAAACAUUCUCUGUAUGUAAUAAUUUGACUAGUCACAAACAAGUUCACACAGGAGAAAAACCAUUCUGUUGUUAUGUCUGUGGGAAAACAUUAUCUGGUAAUAGUGCAUUAACUAGACACAUACGCAUGCAUACUGGUGACAAUCCAUACCACUGUGAUAUCUGUGGUAAAAGAUUCUCUGAGAGUAAUAGCUUAACUAUACACAUACGCAUGCACACUGGUGAGAAGCCAUAUCAUUGUGGUAUCUGUGGGAAAACGUUCUCUCAAAACGGUCAUUUAACCCAACAUGUACGUAUUCACACAGGCGAGAAUCCAUUUCACUGUGAUAUUUGUGGUAAAACAUUUUCUCAAAAAGGUCAUUUAACACUUCAUGUACGUGUUCAUACAGGUGUGAGACCAUACACUUGUGAUAUUUGUGGUAAAUCAUAUGCUGAUAAUCAGAAUUUAAAUCGUCACAAACCUGUUCAUACAGGUGUCAAACCAUAUCAUUGUGAUAUCUGUGGUAAAACUUAUUCUGAAAGUAGGAGUUUAACUAAACAUAAACAAAAAUCCCAUGAAAGUCUGCCCAUAGAACAAUAGAAUGGCUUGGGAGAAUUUGCUUCAUGAAGCCACCUGGGUAUCUGGUGUAGCCAUCUGGUUCGCCAGUCCUCAGUCAAAUCGUCCAACCCAUGCUAGCAUGGAAGUCGGACGUUAAACGAUGAUGAAUACAAGGAAAUUUUGUCAAAUGGAAAAUGGAUGAAAGUUUAUAUAAUGUUUUUAUUUAACCCUUCUGUAAUAAUACACUGUCUUUGUUUCAAUUAAUUUUGAAACAUACAAAUAAUUUUGUAAAAUAACUUAUUAUUAAGCUCAUUUGUGGAGCAUAAAUUAAUGUGAAAUUUUAGUGGAAGAUUUUAAUUUAGAUCACUUUAAACAAAGAAGUGUUCAUCAUAGAACCAGAGGCAGUCUCAGAUGGAUUGGUGUCAAAAUAUUUGAAAAUAUUUUUAACAUUUCAACAAAAAUUAUAUAUCACACUGUUGUAAUAUUUUCCAUUUCUAACAUUAUGAAACAAUCUGUUUUGUCCUAUAUCAACCAGCUGACUUACAUGAUUGAGAAAGGGUUCAAUAAAAUUAUUUACACACAGUAAGAUUAUUCAAACACAGAAAUCUAACUGAUUUCUAAUGCUUUCAUACUGCAAUAUCUUUUUUCCUUUCCUUUCAGACAAACAUAAACUGCAGAUUUACUUUAACCUUUUACCAGAACAUUCUACAAGUAGUGGAUGUAGAUUUAUCUAGUAGAAAGUUAGUGUCAGAGUUGUUAUAAUUUACAAUUAAUCUUUAUACCUAUUGCUCUCCCAUCACACUCUUAUGAAGUUCCCUGCCCUCGAUCCACUGUCUGUAUCCUCUCUUGUAUCUUGAGAUACUCUAGCAUCCCACCACUACCACCUCUAUCUUCUUUUUACUACUCUCACCCUUAUAUAAUGAAAGGUAGCCUUAUAUCUCCUCUAUAGCGAGACACCUGAGCUUAUCCUUCCACCACACUUUAGCUUUAACAUCUGGCAUAAAACCACCACUCUUCUUUUCUCUCUCAAAUACUACCUUAUCAAGGAGGAUUUUCCCUUCCUGUUCAUUUUUUGUCUUGCAAGUUAUUUGGUGACCUCACUAGUUCUGGUGGUAUGAAAAAGGCAUGCAGUACACUCUUCAGGUAGUUAGCAUUAGAAAGGCCAUUCAGCCAUGGAAUUCAUGCUAAAGCUGACAAUGGAGCUUUGAUACAAUUCAUCAGAUUCUGUCAAACUGCCCAAUUUAUGUCAGUAUGGAAAAUGAACAUUAAAUAAUGAUAAAUAUGUGAUUCUCUUCGCUGAUUUAUUCAGAAUAACCUUAGUACCUAGUUACCUUAAUAGAAUGACCUUAAUAUCUGGUUACAUGUGCUUUUCUCACAAUUUUAAUGCUAUGAACAGUUGACUGUGACAUCAGAGAAAGUGAAACUAGGGAAUUGUUAUGAUAACUACUGUUUAAUCUUGGGACCUUGUAAGGUGGCCAGCUCACAGAAUUGUUACUGCGCUGGGCAAAAUGCUUAGUGGCAUUUCCUCCAUCUUUACUUUCUGAGUUCAAAUUCUGCCAAGGUCGAUUUUGUUUUCAUCUUUUUGGAGUUGAUAAAAUAAGUACCAGUUGAGUACUGAGGUCAAUAUAAUUAACUUACUCCCUCCCCCAAAAUUGCUGGUCUUGUGGCAAAAAUUUGAAACCAAUUUUGGGACCUCAUAGCUUUUCAUGUAACAGUAGGUUGAUGUUUUUUUUUUGUUUUUUUUUUUUCAAAGAAAUAUUUAUGAGAAGAACUACUGGAAACAUAUUUCCUUUACUUGAGAGUUAUUUUUGAAAUCUAUUUUAUCAGAACAAUUUAAUUAAUUUAAAUGUUAUCAUGUAAAGGGCAGAGUAGUGAAAUCACACAAAUUUCACAAACCUUCAAAUUCUUUCUAAUCUGUAAGAAGUUUAACCUAUGGAUAUAGAGGAUUCAAGUAUAUCCUAAUCAUUAUCAGACCUGACUUAAUCAAAACAAACUGAAUUUUGAGUUCUUCUGUUUUGCCUGUAAUAUUGGAGACAUUAUAUAAUUUUUUUUAUAUGCACAGGCAUUCUGGUAUUAUGAGAAAGUGUCAAGCCAAUCAAUGCCUUGUGUGUGAAUUUAAUUGACAGAAAUUGCAGGAAGCCUAUCAUGUGUGUGUGAAUGUUGAUAUUCCAUGCUCGUUGCUGCUUGAGUGAAACUAAUGUUGAUAUACCCAGUUGAUGUUAUAGCAGGUUGCUCUGUACUUUUGAAUACUUCUGGAAUAAAAAAAAAUUUCCUUACUUGAAAAGACAGUAAAGGUUGGUAAUAGGAAGAGCAUCCAGUCAUAAAAUCCUACUGCAAAUAACUUUCCAUCAAACUCACACAAACAAGAAGAAUAGAUAUAAACCAUAGAUAAGCAUAACUUUUAAAACGGGUAGAACUUGUGUUAAAGUACCGCAUGAAACAUAUGCCAGACUCAUGCCUCCAUAAAUCAAAACCUGGGUAGAAGUAUACAUGAAUUUCAAUAGAGUUUGUAUUUGGUCAUGACUGUGAAUUUAAACUAUAAAGGUUAAAGAAAUAAUCUUCAUUUGUAUGAGAUUCUUUUUAGUCUUGAAUAUAUUCAAACAUUAUCAGGGUCAGAUUGUUCAAAAAAUAAAAUCUCAAUCACAAGACUAUGGAUGGUGAAACUAAAAAUGUUGGAUUGGAUGUCUUGCAGAAUUUCUGGCUCUCUCCAUUCUGAGUUCAACUCCUGCCAUAGCCUGCUUGGGUGGUAGCCUUAAUCCCUUAUCCCUUUUAACACUACCACUUGGCAUCUUUGGUGUCUUUUGCAGAGUUCACUCAAUUGCAAGGACUUGUUCUUGGUCUCCAGUUUGAGGAUAUCUCCCUUCCCCUACCUGUUUUAGAGUCCCUGUAAAGAGUAUUGCCAACCCUUAUGACUAAAAGAUAAAGACAAACUGAUUAUUGUGCAAAUUUCCUUCUGUCUGAAAAUACUGUAAAUUGCAUCAACUCUAUUAAAAAUUGUAUCAAACAGGCUGUGGUUACUGUAAAUGACCACACUUUACCUUUUACUAAUAGAGACAGGUGCUACUGACGAAACUAUUGCUGCAACAUUAUCAGAAGAUAGAUGAUCUGUGACGUGUUUUCAAAGUCCUACAUUAAUUCUGGAAAAAAAGCUUUUACCACAUUAUUUGGUAACAAAUAAUUAAUGCUUGUUUACAAUCUUAUGUGAUGUAAAAACAAGGAAACACAAACAUACACAUGCAGAUAAGGAAAUUCCAUGUCAAUUUUUGGUCCAUGCAUCAGCUAAAUUAUGAGAAAGAUAUUUUUACUUUUUAAAAUUAAAUUAAACAAAGACAGCAUUUUAUGAGUUGGGGAGCUGCACCAGACUCUAGUCUGAUUUGACAUGGUUUCUAUGGCUGGAUGCCCUUCCUAACACCAACUGUUAUAUUCAGGUGGUGUCCCUUGGUAACCAAUAUAUAGUCUCAUCAAAAAAAAAAAAUUGUUAUUCUUUAUACAUUUUUUUUCCUUCCACACAUAUCUCAUCUUCCAUUCAUAUGGGCUCCGACUCUGAAAAUGAUAAAGAUAUGCAGGUUAUAGAAGUUAGUGGUAAUGAAGUGUGUGGAGAGAUAAUGGACGAUAAAUUCAUCUAAAAAACACACGUUAGAGUUUUUGCAUCUAUUUGUGAAAUGAAGUAAAAAUAUAUUAAAACAAAAUAUCAUUUUCCUACCUCUUAAAAUCACUGGAUAUAAUAUAAUAAUCCCAGAUUGCAGAAUAGAUUUGAAAAACUAACGCAUUUUCCCUUUGCAAUUUUUGGCACCAAAAUGAGUUUCAUUUUUGUGUGGGUAGAGAGAGAGAGGUUAAACGAUGAUGAUAUAUAAUGAUAUAUAUAAUUAUGAUAUUGUUACUCCAUUCAAAGUUUAGGUAAUCUUCGUCACCCACUCACUCUCUGUUUCUGUCACUCACUCUCUCUCUCUCUCUCUCUCACUCACUCUCUCUCUCUCUCUCUCUCACUCACUCUCUCUCUCUCUCCACACAAAAAUGAAACUCACCUUGGUGCA